AGACGUCAAGCAGCAGCAGCAGCAGCAGGAGCACUAAAACAAGAAGAAGACAACAAGAUGGUGGCCAAGCAGAGGAUUAGGAUGGCCAACGAGAAGCACAGCAAGAACAUCACACAGAGGGGAAACGUGGCCAAGUCCACGAGGAACCUGGCGGACGACAAAGGCGUCGGACCCUGGCUGCUCGCCCUCUUCCUCUUCGUGGUCUGCGGAUCAGCUAUCUUCCAGAUCAUCCAAAGCAUCCGGAUGGGCAUGUAGCCAAGACAUCAGCGCCGCACGGCCGCCGCCGCCGCCUACGACAUCCGUCGCCGUGACGCGACCCCGGCUGCCGACCUCGCCGAUACGUUCCUGAACUUUGACCUGCUAUCAUUCCGAACUGGAUCCGUCACACGUGCGGGACGCUCACGUGCGGCUCUUUGCCGAACGUGUCGCCGCGGACGACCUUCUCACUGUUGUUUAUCUGUGCCUAAGCUCCGCAGCCCCACCGCUGAUGAGGCCUUAUUGGACAGACAGGUGGGGGCGGGGUCAAAUGCGCCUUAUGACCAAAACGAGUGUGCGUGUGUGACAAUAAAGUUUGUUUUGAAUACCAGGCGUUA
Messenger RNA from Syngnathoides biaculeatus (alligator pipefish), 593 nucleotides. RefSeq names its product stress-associated endoplasmic reticulum protein 1. The coding region runs from base 58 to 255 and encodes 65 amino acids. The transcript has 3 exons. Gene Ontology annotation, biological process: endoplasmic reticulum unfolded protein response. Gene Ontology annotation, cellular component: endoplasmic reticulum. The record is from RefSeq and is a predicted model, not a curated record. Lineage: Eukaryota; Metazoa; Chordata; Actinopteri; Syngnathiformes; Syngnathidae.